AUGAAGAUUUUAACAGCUGAAGAAAUCAGCGAACAUAAAGCAUAUACUCUAAAAGGUGGUUUUCUAGGUUGUGUUGCUGGUGUAGCCAUUUCUUUUGCUGGUUUGAAAUAUUUACCACGCAAAUUCCCAAACUUUAAACCACGUACAUUGCCAUGGUCGUUACGUACUGCAAUGUUUAUUACUCCACCAACUUUAUUAACUGCUAUCGCAGCCGAGGAAGCGUCAAAUAAAUUCGACCAAAUAAGAUAUAGUGGUGAUUAUAAAGAAAAAGAGGAAAAAGAACAAGAAUUAGAAUGGGCAAAAAUGUCUUCCACCGAAAAAGCCGUUACUUCUUUGUCUAACCACAAAUAUAAAAUUAUCACUGGUGCUUGGGCCACGUCCCUUUAUGCUUCGUGGCACAUCAUCAACAGAGAUCCUAUUAUGACCAAGCCACAAAAGAUUGUUCAAGCUAGAAUGUACGCGCAAUUCAUCACUGUUCUUUUAUUAUUAGGUACUAUUGCUUUGUCUACAUGGGAAGCCUCUAUGACUGCCGGUAGUACUGUUGAAAAGAGACAAAAACAAGAAGAACAGAGAUGGAAACACGCUUUAGAAGCUGCUGAAAGAGAAGAAGCUAGGUUAGCUGAGGGUGCUAUUAAAAAAACCGGCUUCCAAUCUAAUGAAGAAAGAAUCAAUGCUAAGAUCUUCAAGAGUUAG
Arxiozyma heterogenica is the source of this 693-nucleotide messenger RNA. It is a transcript of the gene RCF2, whose product is annotated as Rcf2p. The coding region runs from base 1 to 693 and encodes 230 amino acids. Gene Ontology annotation, cellular component: mitochondrial inner membrane. Gene Ontology annotation, biological process: mitochondrial respiratory chain complex IV assembly. Lineage: Eukaryota; Fungi; Ascomycota; Saccharomycetes; Saccharomycetales; Saccharomycetaceae. The transcript has a single exon. The record is from RefSeq and is a predicted model, not a curated record.